AUGCCCCCACGGCCACGCCGGCGUGGGGGCGCGCCGCGUUGCGCGCCCCACAGCCCCACGACGUCAUCACCCACCACAGCCAUCACGGCGCGCACAUCACCACCACCACUACCAUCAGCUCAUGCCACGCGAUUGCCAGGGACGGACACCCCAGAUGCCGCACCUGCCACCACGAGCAGCAGCACGAGCAGCAGCAGCAGCACGAGCAAGCUGCACCUACAGCGGGAGCUGGGACUCAUGAGCGGCGCGUCUCUCAUCGCCGGAACGAUGAUCGGAUCGGGCAUUUUCAUGUCCCCCGGCUGGGUGCUGCGCUACGCCGGCAGCGCGGGCGCCAGCCUGCUGGUGUGGCUGGCCUGCGGAGUGCUGGCCACGCUGGGCGCGCUGUGCUACGCCGAGCUGGGCACUCUGAUGCGGGAGUCGGGCGGCGACUACAUCUACGCUCUGCGCACCUACGGCCCCGUGCCCGCCUUUCUCUUCGCCUGGAGCUCCGUGCUUGUGGUGCGCCCCGCCAGCAUCGCCGCGGGGGCCCUCAGCUUCGCGCGCUACGCGGCCGCCCCCUUCUACCCCGAGUGCGGCGCCGCGGGGCCGCCGCCGCUCGUCACGCGCUCGCUGGCCGCCGCGUGCGUCGUGGCGCUUGCGCUCGUCAACUGCGCGAGCGUGCGCCUGGCCGCGGGCCUCCAGAACGCGUGUACCGCGGUGAAGGUGGCCGCGCUGAGCGCCGUGGCGCUGGGCGGCGUGGUGCUGCUGGCGCGCGGCGCAGCCGUGCACGGCCUCACGGACGCGUUCGUCGCCGUGUCGACGUCGGCGGCGUCGAGCGACGUCUCCGGGGCCACCGACGCCGACGCAGGUGCGGCCGCGGCUGCCGCCGGUGCGGCCGCGGGGCAACCCGCGGCGUCGACCUCGUCUAUCGGACUCGCCUUCUACCAGGGACUGUGGUCCUACGACGGCUGGAACAACCUGAACUUCGUGACAGAGGAGCUGGGGAGACCCGAGGUGACCCUGCCCCGUGCCAUCCUCAUCGCCCUGCCCAUGGUCACGCUGCUCUACCUGUUCGUGAACAUGAGCUACCUGGCGGCGAUGACCCCCGCAGAGAUUCUCUCCUCCAGCGCCGUCGCCUGGACGUGGGGCGCUCGAGUGAUGGGGGCCGCUUCGUGGCUGAUGCCUGUGGCGGUGGCGCUCUCCACUCUGGGCUCGGCGAACGGGAUGUUCUUCUGCGGGGGUCGCGUGUGUUGCGUGGCGGCCAGAGAAGGGCACACGCUCUCCAUCCUGUCGAUGGCUCACGUGCACCGGCUCACCCCGGCGCCGGCCCUGAUGUUCACCGCGCUGCUCUCGCUGCUCAUGGUCGCCUGGGGAGACUUCGGCACCAUCGUCAACUACUUCAGCUUCACGUCCUGGUUUUUCUACGGCAUCACCGUCUCCUCGCUGCUCUACCUCCGCUACGUGAGACCCGACAGCCCCCGGCCGUACAAGGUUCCCCUCGCGGCGCCGGUGCUCGUGGUGAUCACGGCCGCGUGCCUCGUGCUGGCGCCCAUCCUGGAGGAGCCGCACAUCGAGUACCUCUACGUGGUGGCCUUCAUCCUCAGCGGCCUCCUCUUCUACGUGCCCUUCGUGCACCUGGGCGUGCGCUACGCGGGCAUGUCCCGCAUCACCACCCACCUCCAGCUGCUGCUGCAGGUGGCGCCCUUGGAGGUCAACAGGGACUGACGCCGCGUUUCCACGGCUGUCGGGAAGCGGACCUGAGCCGCGCCGAGACGGCCCGGGGUCGGCAGCGGACUCCGUUGUGUUGUUCUCUGCCUCUCUCGUGCUCUCUGC
This is a messenger RNA of Petromyzon marinus (sea lamprey), 1812 nucleotides long. Its product is annotated as b(0,+)-type amino acid transporter 1-like. Gene Ontology annotation, biological process: amino acid transmembrane transport. Gene Ontology annotation, cellular component: membrane. NCBI's taxonomy places the organism in Eukaryota, Metazoa, Chordata, Hyperoartia, Petromyzontiformes, Petromyzontidae. Gene Ontology annotation, molecular function: L-amino acid transmembrane transporter activity. The record is from RefSeq and is a predicted model, not a curated record.